Poecilia latipinna (sailfin molly) is the source of this 1697-nucleotide messenger RNA. It is a transcript of the gene npl, whose product is annotated as N-acetylneuraminate pyruvate lyase (dihydrodipicolinate synthase). The coding region runs from base 176 to 1093 and encodes 305 amino acids. The record is from RefSeq and is a predicted model, not a curated record. Lineage: Eukaryota; Metazoa; Chordata; Actinopteri; Cyprinodontiformes; Poeciliidae. Gene Ontology annotation, molecular function: lyase activity. The transcript is spliced from 12 exons.
UCAGUUAACACAUGAGUUGACACUUCCGACAUUUUCACAUGACUAGCAAACCAGCAAAUCACUGGCGAAUGACAAAUCCGGCUGAACAAAGCAGUAACUUCCAUUCCAGAAAAUAGCAUUUAUCCAGAGGACUAAUUGAGGAACCACACGCAAAGGCUAGCUUGUUAUCUUAGCCAUGGCUCCUGGUGACGACAGAAAGGUGACAGGUCUGGUUGCUGCCACAUUCACUCCUUUGGAUGCUCAAGGUGAGGUCAACUUAUCAGUGAUUGGACCUUAUGUUGACUACUUGACAGAAAAGCAAGGUAUAAAGGGCAUAUUUGUCAAUGGCACGACCGGAGAGAGCAUGUCCCUCUCUGUUGCAGAGAGGAAGGUCCUGGCAGAGGAGUGGUGUCUGAGAGCAAAGGGAAGAAUGGAUAACGUGAUUAUACAUGUCGGAUGCAUGAGCCUGAAAGACUCCCAGGACCUGGCUCGUCACGCAGCAAAGAUUGGAGCUGAUGGGAUAGCGGCCAUUUCUCCCUCCUUCUUUAAGCCCAAAACUGCAGAGGCUUUGAGGAGAUUUCUCCAGGAAGUUGCUUCAGCUGCUCCAACUCUGCCCUUCUACUAUUACCAAAUCCCAUCAUUUACGGGGGUGAAUGUUCCAGUGAAAGAUGUGAUAGAAGACAUUGAGAAGCUCAUUCCCUCCUUCAGAGGAGUAAAGUUCACUGGGGGCGACCUGUUGGACUUUGGCCAGUGUGUCGGUUACAGCCAGCCUCACUGGUCAGUCCUAUACGGCAUGGACGAGCAAUUGCUAGCUGGUCUGGCAAUGGGAGCAAAUGGAGCUGUUGGCAGCACAUAUAACUACAUGGGAUGCUACGUCGACGAGAUGAUUUCGGCCUUUGAGACGAAAGAUCUAGUCAAAGCCCGAACCAUUCAGUUCAAAAUCCAAGAACUCCUGAAUUACGCCAUAAAACUUGGUUUUGAUACUGGAGUAAACAAGCAGCUGAUGUCCGACGUGUCUGGCUUGCAUCUCGGACCGCCUCGACUCCCUCUGAUGCCGUGCUCUCCUGAUCUCGCUCAGCUUCUCUUACAGAAAUACCACAGCAUUUUUGACUAACGGCUGGCGUAUCUCAGCUUGUACAGAUUAAACAAUGAGAGUUCAUCUUUUACCUCGUUCCUGCUAAUUAUGCUCACUGUACUGUAACGAUGAGUCCAGUUACCAUCUUUCACACAUAUCAACUAACCAGCUAUUUGUUAUCAGACGCGCACAUUUAUUUUUGGAAAACCGUAAAAUGUUGCAAAUUUUGCAGGUAGACUAGUUUCUAUUCUAUUCUCUAAUAUUGGACCAUUUCUAGAAAGUAGUGACUCUUUUAACUACUUAAAUGAGUGAUCAAACUGACUUUCUGGGAAGUCUUUCUUUUUUCUUUUUUUUUAAACCGGUUUAAUUUCAGCCAUAUUUUUGAUCCAUUAGAAAUAGGUCAACAUUUUUAUUUUUCUGCUUUAAUGUUACAUAUUUACAUUAAAAUAAAUUAAUGUAAUAUAUUUACAUUAAAACAGUCAACUGACUUGAACUGUGAUAGUGAAGGCAAUGUGUGAAAUUGAAUCAUACAGUUAUGUAAAAGAACAUUCUUGCCAAACAUCAAGGAGAUCAUAACAUGUUGCUUGUUGUUGUUGAUUAAUGAGUUUGUGGUUAUUGAGAAAUAAAAGGGAAAUGAACUGAG